UGGGGUCAGUGUAAUUGGAAAAUUAAUAAAGUUAGGCCAGUAUCUAUUUUGUAGUCAAAUGACUACAAAAAUUGGUCAAAGGAAGGCCUUAGGACGGUCCACUACUGUGGCUGGAGGCAAGACGAAGACAUCAAUCAGUAGUGGAACCAUUUUCUGCACCCACCUGGCUGUUAACACAGUGUACUAUGGGACAAAUUUGGCCCGGACACCAUGAGUUUCUACCUACUCUUUAACAAUUUCCAACUGAAUAAGGGUUCUUUUGCAUACAUGCCGACAUGUAUACAGUAGGCUACCUCUAUUUUCCGUCCAAUCCGAACAACUAGAUGCUGUUCAAAUUCAGAUGCUCCAUCCUGCUCCACUGACAAGGGAAACCAUGCUGGAAAAUCCUGAGGAACGUUCUCAGCCAAUACCAGGAUUGAAUCCGCGAUCUCCUGGUUAGAAGCUACUGAGGAAAUUUGUGACUUUUUUUCUGAGGUGUGUAAUAAAAAAUAGAUAGGAUGAAUAUAUACCAAUUACACAAAUAGAUGAGAAUGCAAAUUGGAACAGGUUAAUGCUGAGUGAACACAGUGAAGUGUUACUCUUGUAAAUGGAGUAGGAUGAUCUACUGGGAAGUUAACAAAAAUUGGUAUGUAGAGAUCUUGUCAUACAGGUGAGAUAGCUAUCUACAGGCUAUAUGAUAUACACAGAGUGGACUACCAUAGAAAUUAGGUGAAUGUUCACGACCAGUGGAAACGGAUAAUAAAAUGACAGACUAGUUUGUUGAUAAAACGUCUCAAACAAUUCAGUUGAAAGUUUGGAGGUGGAAAGUAAAGAUAGUGAAGUGGUGUUGAAAGAUUUAUAUACUUGAGGACAUUAUAAACCUGCCCAGUGGUGAAUAAAGAUGGGAAAUUCUCUAAAGGUGUCCGAACCGUAUAUAGUUGAUGAAUAUGGUUCAGAUGAAGAUGAUGAUUAUUAUUCUGCGUAUGAAACUGGUUUAGAAGAUAAUGACACACAGGAUAAUGCAGAUAGUCUAAAGACGCCUGUUGGAGCGGGGCGACAAAUAUCAGUAGAUGCAGAAGUGGUUAGUAAGUUGGUGUCAGAAGUGGAAGAUCUGAUGUCACAUCUUAACAACCAGAAUUAUGAUGCAGCUUACACGGCUGCAUUGAAUUUAAAACAAGGUGGAGUAGGAGGUACUCUAGAGAAUGGCUCACCUAAAAAGCCUAAAUCCAGUAUCCCCAUCAGCAGACUUCCUUCAGGUCCAAAACAUGAUACUCAAGCUCAUGCUGAAAACAAGAGAAAUGAAACGAUACAAGCCAGACGUUCAACAUCAGAUGACCCAGAGAUCAAUGGAGGCGAGCCAUCGUUUGUAUCACACAAUUUUUCCGAUGAUCUUGUCAGUGAGAAAUUAAUGAAAAGUUCUGACAAUCUUUGCGAAGGAAUAAUUCCUGAAAUAACAUUAACAAUGUCAAAAGCUUCAGUUCAAAAAACUACUUCUUCCGCCAGUGCUAAUUCAGGUGGAGAUAACUCAGAUGCUUUUGAAACUAAGGGAGGUAAUUCUUUAGGUUAUGUUAAUGGUGUAGGGACAUGUAAUGAUAUUAAUGGGCAUGUGCAAGAUAAAGGUGUAGAACAUGGUGAUGGUAGUUUAGUGUGGGAAAUUGAUGUUGGAGAAUUAAAGGAGAGACCAAAACCUUCAGGUAUUAGUCGUAUUAGAAGAAGAACAUGGAGUGAUCAAGAACAGAAGAUAGAUCAGUGUUUAUCAUCUGAUAUUACAGCUACAACUGAUGAUAUAGCUCUUAGAAAACAUCUAGAUCUUAAACGAUGGUACUGUAUUUCAAGACCCCAAUAUAAAAAGUCCUGUGGUGCAUCAUCUCUGGUUUCUUGUUGGAACUAUCUGUUUUCUACAUUAGGUAGUGGUAGUCUUCCACCAAUUACACAAGAACAGGCAUUAGCAAUUCUUGGUUUUAAUCCACCAUUUUCUGAAAUCAGUUUUGGACCAUUUACUGGCAAUGUUACAUUAUUAAGUUGGUUUAGAAUACUAAAUGAUCACUUUAAAGUUAAAGGGAGAUGUUUCUUUACUUACAAACCAGUGGGUAAGAAUAGAACAUCUGGAGUAACACCAGACGAUGCUUUAAGUACUUUAAAGAAAGGAUUACAAGAUCCAAAUUCAGCAUUUAUAUAUCACUGCCAGAAUCAUUACUUCUGUCCAGUGGGUUAUGAAGAUGUGCCACUACGCUGUGAGGAUGCUUACAGAGGUCUAUUACCGCAAGAUUUUGUUGAAACAUGGAUAUUGAUAGGUGAUACCAGUAGAUGUCAUCCUUCUAUACAUUGUAAAAGGUGGUCAGAUGUCUCAGCGGAUUUGAAUAAUAAGAACCCUGAAUAUCUUGAUAUAAGACGACUGUGGAAGGGUACACAAACGCGAAAUAAAAAAGGUGGUAACUUACACUGUAUCAUGGCUUUCCAAAAAGUUAACACACAACCGCGCAGAUCUCAAAUACCAAGAUCGCAUUUGCCGGUUAGAAAAGGUGGAAGUGGGGCUGACAAAAGUCCAUGUCGAGUAUCAUCACCACGAGAAACAUCAUCUGUAUCAUCAGUGACAGAAGAGGAGGAACCACUUUAUGAAGAAGAAGAGUUUGAUAGUGGAGAUGAGAUUAGAUCUGAUGCUGAAUGAAACUAAGUUCCCUGUACAAUACUAGAAGGAAUAUUAUUGAUAUUAAAUACAGUAUGAUAUUGACAUUCGAAAUAUGUGGUGGACUUAUAGGAGUAUUCUUGAGAUGUGAAAUAUUUAAAUAACAUGGAUAUAUUCAAUUUCAACUAAUAACGUGUGUAGAAACAAUUUUAUAUUACAUAUAUGCAAAAGACUUAACUGACUAACAUAAUAGUCAUACAUGGAUGUCAUAUUCUUCUUGAUUUAUUGAGUACUACCCUACUUAUAUUUUGAAAUUAUUCAGAAAAAAAACGGCUUAUGACUAGAGCUCACAUUCGAGUCACAUUUUGGUUUUAUUUAUCAAGUAUUUAUUGCCACUCUAUGCAGUGUCUGGGAUGGUAUUACUGUUAUUAUUCACAAUUUAAAUCACAGUGUAAUUUAAUGUUCUAGUCUUACCCAGAUCGCCCAUUUCAUGGACAGCAACUAGCAAGCAUAAGGAAAUUAUCCAAUCUAAUAUUAGUCUAUCGCCAGGUUAGUUGUUAAUUUUUAAUUAACCUUACUUUAGAAUCAGAGUAACAUUUGAAUACUGCACUGAUUUAUGUUUCCUAUCAUUAUAGAUUUUAUAAAAUGUGUAAUUUGAUUAUGCAUAUUUAGGUUGAAUAUGUAAAAUACAUUUAUCUCAUUUUAUUCCAGCCAAACUAUACUGUGUCUCUCUUAAAUAAAGUCUCUAAAAUUCAACACUGCACAUUCCAUUUUAACAUUUUUACAAAUUUAUUUUCAUAUAUUGUAAAUAUAGAAGAUAUAAAUGCUGAACAUCAUCAUUUUUUAAAGAUUUAUAACAUCAUCAGCCUAAUUCCUAGUAUGUGCACAUGUAUUCAUUCCACAAGCAUUGGGAUUGGAAAUCAACAUAUUUAAUCCAUGACUUGAAUAAUAUAUUUAUAAGAAAACAAUUGGAAUAUAUGAUGUAUAUUCUGUCCGAGGUCAUAGCUUUUUGUAGUUUAUCUGUUAGUUUUAAAUGAAACAAAUAUUUUCUUUUACAUUACAUAUGUAAUUUUUGUUUACAUUUCAUAUGGAAAAAGUAAGGACUAUAUAAAUGUCAAGACUAAAGUGCCUUACUUAAUGUACAUGUUAGUUCAUUAGUAUGUGUAGUUACAUAUCAUAUUCAGAUUUAUUUACAUAAUGCUAAUAGUAUGUAUCUUAUAUUUCAUAAUUCAGUUGUUAUAUAUUUCUAUUUUGCUGGUAUCAUAAUUUUAUUUAAAAUUUUAAUUUAUGUUACUAAUACUUUUGAAAUGCAAUAAAUAUUAUUUGAAGGAGUUA
Messenger RNA from Patella vulgata (common limpet), 3940 nucleotides. RefSeq names its product basic immunoglobulin-like variable motif-containing protein. NCBI's taxonomy places the organism in Eukaryota, Metazoa, Mollusca, Gastropoda, Patellidae. Gene Ontology annotation, molecular function: single-stranded DNA binding; DNA endonuclease activity. The record is from RefSeq and is a predicted model, not a curated record. The transcript is spliced from 13 exons. Bases 881 to 2647 code for a protein of 588 amino acids. Gene Ontology annotation, cellular component: nucleus. Gene Ontology annotation, biological process: nucleotide-excision repair.